AUGAGUUUAAUUAAUGAAGGAGCAAUAUCGAAUCUUUCCUUUCCCUUUCUUUGUCAUCAAUUGUUCAGACGACGUGCCGCUCGAAUUAAUGGUGAAGUAGUUGUUGCUGAAGUAAGUGCAAUUCCACUUCUCAAACGGGAACGGCGACGACACCAGUCGACGCUAUUCCUUUUGGGAAACCCACAUGCCUCAUGCUGGGAUCGAACCAGCGGCCUUCUGUUUACAAGACAGACGCUCUACCACUGA
Molecule: messenger RNA, 246 nt
Organism: Cercopithifilaria johnstoni
Lineage: Eukaryota; Metazoa; Nematoda; Chromadorea; Rhabditida; Onchocercidae
Source: the annotation of a GenBank genome assembly